AUGAAUAACUUACUGUUAUUAAUAGUAUUUUUAUCCUUUAUUUCAUUGUUUUCAUCAAGAUCAUUGGAAUUUAAUGACAAAAAUUUAGCUGAAACAUUGAGUUUGGAAAACGCUCAAGUACCAGUCAUCUUAAAUGAUGAAGAAGAUAAAAAAACAAUACAAAAAAGACAACCAAACAGAAGACGACAAAGAAGAAGAAAUAGACAAAGAAGAAACUUAAGAAAUGCUAUUGCUAAUGUGAAUGCCCAACUUUCACAAUUACAACAACAAGUGAUAUCUCUUCAAAGCCAAAUUUCGCAGAUAGCGACACAACCAACACAGGCAACUCAACCAACACAAGCAACACAAUCAUCACAACCAACUCCAGAUCCAAAUCAACCAACAGCAAAUCCAAAUCAACCAACAGCAGAUCCAAAUCAACCAACAGCAAAUCCAAAUCAAUCAACAGCAGAUCCAAAUAAUUCACCAAAUCAAUCAAAUCCAUAA
This is a messenger RNA of Strongyloides ratti, 486 nucleotides long. RefSeq lists its product as hypothetical. NCBI's taxonomy places the organism in Eukaryota, Metazoa, Nematoda, Chromadorea, Rhabditida, Strongyloididae. The transcript has a single exon. The coding region runs from base 1 to 486 and encodes 161 amino acids. The record is from RefSeq and is a predicted model, not a curated record.